AUGCUGGAUGAAGAAAGCCUCAACUACCCACUCUUUCGAGAUUGUCUCUCCACCACGAUCCUCCAGCCCGCAACGCCCGCGCCGGAGCCGAAGCGCAGGAGACGAGCCAAGGCGGGGCCGACGUCACCGGCGCCGGCUGCGGUUGCGGUCGCGGAUCCGGAGCGGGACGCCCAGGAACUCGCCGAUUUCAUCGACUACCUGGCCGACGGCAUCUUUGAGAACCUCCCGCAGGACCUGCAGGAGCUGGACUACCGCUCAUGGAGGGAAUCAGAAGCGCUGCAGACGCAGUAUUCCCUGCCCCUGACGGAGGAUAGCUUAUCAGAGAUCGUUCUGCCGGCGUCCAUUUGCGAGACGCUCGUCACUUAUAACCUCAUCUCCUCAGACCCGUCUCAGCCUUCACAUCUCCCAUCCACGCCAGAGGCAUUUCUGCUUCCCAUUCUCACAGCAUAUCUCACUCCUCUCAUUGAACCACCACCGGCUACGGCAUCUACUCGCACUGAGGCCUGCGAGCUUUGCGAGCGUUCUUGGAUUCCCUUAUCAUAUCACCACCUCAUUCCUCGCUUUGUGCACGAUAAAGCCGUCAAACGCGGAUGGCAUCGUAAGGAAGACUUGCAAAACGUGGCGUGGUUGUGUGGUGCUUGUCACAGAUUCGUACACCGCUUUAGGAAUCAUGAAGACUUGGCGAGAUAUUAUUACACGGUUGAGCUGCUGUUAGAAGAAGAAGAGGUUCAGAAGUUUGCGGAGUGGGUUGGGAAGUUACGCUGGAAGGGUGGUAAGACAAGAAGUCGAAAGCAUUAG
Trichoderma gamsii is the source of this 798-nucleotide messenger RNA. RefSeq lists its product as hypothetical. The coding region runs from base 1 to 798 and encodes 265 amino acids. The transcript has a single exon. The record is from RefSeq and is a predicted model, not a curated record. NCBI's taxonomy places the organism in Eukaryota, Fungi, Ascomycota, Sordariomycetes, Hypocreales, Hypocreaceae.